UUUGCAUUUCCUGAAACCGGAUCUUAGUGUCAGAGCCGCCCCUGGGCCGGGGCGGGCGCCUCAGCCAUGGCCCUGCGCAAGGAGCUGCUCAAGUCCAUCUGGUACGCCUUCACUGCCCUGGACGUGGAGAAGAGCGGCAAGGUCUCCAAGUCCCAACUCAAGGUGCUGUCCCACAACCUGUACACCGUCCUGCACAUCCCCCAUGACCCCGUGGCCCUGGAGGAACACUUCCGGGAUGAUGACGACGGCCCCGUGUCCAGUCAAGGUUACAUGCCCUACCUCAACAAGUACAUCCUAGACAAGGUGGAGGAGGGGGCCUUCGUCAAAGAGCAUUUUGAUGAGCUGUGCUGGACGCUGACGGCCAAGAAGAACUAUCGAGCCGACAGCAAUGGGAACAGCCUGCUCUCCAAUCAGGACGCCUUCCGUCUCUGGUGUCUCUUCAACUUCCUGUCUGAGGACAAGUACCCACUGAUCAUGGUUCUUGAUGAGGUGGAGUAUCUCCUGAAGAAGCUCCUGAGCAGCAUGAGCUUGGAGAUGGGCUUGGGCGAGCUGGAGGAGUUGCUGGCUCCCGAUGCCCAGGCAGCCCAGACCUCCGGAGGGCUCAGCGUCUGGCAGUUCCUGGAGCUCUUCAACUCGGGCCGCUGCCUGCGGAGUGUGGGGCGCGAGUCCCUCAGCAUGGCCAUCCAGGAAGUGUACCAGGAGCUCAUCCAAGACAUCCUGAAACAGGGCUAUCUGUGGAAGCGAGGGCACCUGAGGAGGAACUGGGCCGAGCGCUGGUUCCAGCUGCAGCCCAGCUGCCUCUGCUACUUUGCGAGCGAAGAGUGCAAGGAGAAGAGAGGCACCAUUCCCCUGGAUGCUCACUGCUGUGUGGAGGUGCUUCCGGACCGCGAAGGAAAGCGCUGCAUGUUUUGUGUGAAGACUGCCAGCCGCACGUACGAGAUGAGCGCCUCGGACACGCGCCAGCGCCAGGAGUGGACGGCCGCCAUCCAGACUGCGAUCCGGCUGCAGUCUGAGGGCAAGACGUCGCUGCACAAGGACCUGAAGCAGAAGCGGCGGGAGCAGCGGGAGCAGCGCGAGCGGCGCCGGGUAGCCAAGGAGGAGGAGCUGCUGCGGCUGCAGCAGCUGCAGGAGGAGAAGGAGAGGAAGCUGCAGGAGCUGGAGCUGCUGCAGGAAGCGCAGCGGCAGGCCGAGCGGCUGCUGCAGGAGGAGGAGGAGCGCCGCCGCAACCAGCAUCAGGAGCUACAGCAGGCUCUGGAGGGCCAGCUGCGGGAGGCGGAGCAGGCCCGGGCCUCUAUGCAGGCUGAGAUGGAGUUGAAGAAGGAGGAGGCGGCCCGGCAGCGGCAGCGCAUCGCCGAGCUGGAGGAGAUGCAGGAGCGGCUGCAGGAAGCCCUGCAACUGGAGGUGAAAGCCAGGCGGGACGAGGAGGCCGUGCGCCUCGCCCAGACCAGGCUGCUGGAGGAGGAGGAGGAGAAGCUCAAGCAGCUGAUGCGGCUGAAGGAGGAGCAGGAGCGCUACAUCGAGCGGGCGCAGCAGGAGAAGGAGGAGCUGCAGCAGGAGAUGGCGCUGCAGAGCCGCUCCCUGCAGCAGGCCCAGCAGCAGCUGGAGGAGGUGCGGCAGAACCGGCAGAGGGCGGACGAGGACGUGGAGGCUGCCCAGAGGAAGCUGCACCAGGCCAGCACCAACGUGAAACACUGGAAUGUCCAGAUGAACAGGCUCAUGCAUCCGAUUGAGCCGGGAGAUAAGCGGCCCACCACCGGCUCCUUCACUGGCUUCCAGCCUUCUCCGCUCGCCCGCAGGGACUCCUCUCUGAAACGCCUGACCCGCUGGGGCUCCCAAGGCAACCGAACCCUUUCGGCCAACAGCAGUGAACAGAAGUCCCUCAAUGGCGGGGAUGAGACCCCCAUCCCGGCUUCUGCCUCUCAGGAAGAUAAGCUGGAUCCGGCACCAGAAGAUUAGCCUCUGGUGACCCCGUUCUUCCGGUGCGGUGACUGCUGGGACCUGGCCACAGCGGGCCUGCAGGCGGCUGACCACCUCCUCUGGUACCAUCCUGGUGCUACCACCUGCUGACCAGAACCUGGUCCAGGAUGGGACUGAUUGCUCUUCUCAGCAGGUCCAGACCAUGGAGGCUGUCCAGGAUAUUGGUACUUGAGAAUAUGGUUCUGUUCUUCAGCCUCAAGGACCCUGUGCCCAGGGCUGUGAGAGAAAGUGAACAACCAAGACAGGGGUCAUGUGCCCCUCCCUCCAGGCUACUGCAGAGGAGUCACGGGCAGGCUAACUUCCAAAUAAACCUGCUCACACGUACCCACAGCUCUUGCCCCUCCCUCGCUCCGCCCCUUCCCCAGAGUUCAAGAGAUGGCAGGUGUGGUGAGGCGGUUAGGAGUAUGAACCUGGCGGUGCCAUUUUCUCUCGGGUGAAACUUCACUCCCCACACUGGUUGACAGAGAGGAUCAUGGUCCCCCACGCCGAGGUCCUGUGAGGGGCGUGCCCUUGGCGCAGUGGUGGGCAUCAUCAGGACCCCAAGUGUUUGCUGAGCAUCUGCUGUCUGCCCGAAGGCUACCCACGUCACUACUGCAUUCCCAGAGCAACAGUGCUGGACCACUGUUCGUCACAACUGUGGAUGUCGGGGCCAAUCGGGUAGUGUGUCCAAAGCCUUCCGGACUGGCUUUUCAUCCUGUGUUCUCUGACUCAGGUCCUUGCUCUCACAGACAAGAGAGCUAUGCUCUAGACCCCACAGGGUUUGCUUCCAUUUCUAGACCCCUCACCCCACCCUACAAUGGCCACUGGGGGCGCUGGUCCUCUCUCUCAUACGGCUUAAAUCUCGAACAUCCCCUCUUUUGUCGAAUGCUUGCUCCCCAGCUGGGGGCACUAUUUCUGGGAAAUGGCAGCACCCUAUGCUCUCUGCUUCCUGUCCUGCCAAGAUGUCAACAGCCCCUCGGCACCCUGCCGUUUCUGCCGUGAUGGCGUGAGCCCUCCAAAACCUAAGCCAAAAACAAAACAAAACAAAAGUUUUCUCCCUUCA
Molecule: messenger RNA, 3019 nt
Organism: Meriones unguiculatus (Mongolian gerbil)
Lineage: Eukaryota; Metazoa; Chordata; Mammalia; Rodentia; Muridae
Gene: Def6
Product: DEF6 guanine nucleotide exchange factor
Exons: 11
Coding region: 67-1956 (629 amino acids)
Cellular component (GO): cytoplasm; nucleus
Source: RefSeq, a predicted model, not a curated record